Molecule: messenger RNA, 7899 nt
Organism: Vitrella brassicaformis
Lineage: Eukaryota; Vitrellaceae
Source: the annotation of a GenBank genome assembly
GGACCAAUCACGGCUCACAGAACACUCUCCACAGACAGAUGGACGUCACAGCGGCUGGCUGGCUUCAUGACGGAAAGAGGGAGGGAGGCAGGGAGGGAGGGAGGGUGAGGAUGUCUUCAAAACAGACAUACCGAUCAAUGCACCACCACACCGCACCGCACCGCACCGCACCACGAGCAAUCGCCUCUACUAAACAUCGUCUCACGUCACGCAGCAUGCACCACAUCACCACUAGCCAUCCACCCCGCCAUCCCAUCCCCCCUGUCCGUCCCGGAUCUAGAAUCUGGUGCCGAUCUGUCUCUGCAGCUUGGCCUCCUGGUCGGGUGCCAGGGCGGCCUUGUAGUGGAUCUCGAGCACCUCCAGCUCGUGAGUGCCGGCCUGCAUCAGGAGCCCCUCGAACAGCGGGAUGGGGGCCGACGGCUCCAACACGCAGCUCAGACGACGCCACGUCCCGUUGGUCGAGUCGUUGUCAAUCAAAAACCACCUGAUGUGUGCGUGUGGUUGGUGUGGAUCGAUCAACCACAAGGGGGAUGGGGUGUGGGUGUGGGUGUGUGCCUGAGCAGGUAGGUACCUGUUUCCUCGAUAUUCGAAUCGGCAAUGGACCCGCGACACCGAGGCCAACGUCAGAUCGUUCACCUGACAACACCAUAGAUACCAUCAGCCCAGCCCAUUACGUACUUACGAUAGAUACACUCACACGGACCGGACCCCCCACGCAGGCACCCACCGCACCUGGACUGAGUUCCACUCGGCCCUGCCCAGCGUGAAGCUUCGUGAGUUCAUGGUGAUCUUCUCGCCCAUCCUGGGGCCCGAUAUGAACUCCAGCUCUAUCGACGGCACCGGCCGCACCACCCGCCGCAUCGACUCGAGCCAUGCAGCGUUGUGCCCCGGACCCGCCUGGCGCUCGUCGGGAGAGGACGGCGGCGACCGACCCCCAGGCACAUCCACCAACACAUCGGGGUGGGGGAACGAAGGACCGCCCCCACCGCCGCCGCCUGGCGGCUGUCGCGGGCUGGGGUCGUCGGGGAAGUACCUGUCGCCCCGGCCGCCCCGGCCUCCCCUUCCCGGCCCUCCUGGAUCGCCCCCAUCUCCCCCGCCCCCGCUGUGCCGCCCGUGCCGCCCACCCAUGGCGAAGACACUGGCGCCCCUGGGCGGGUUGACGCGGAAGGGGGGCCUGGGGCCCUCCUGCAAGAUCCGCAGCAUGUCUUGCCGCACCUGCUCAAGCGCCUCGUCCUCUACUGGAGCGGCUGGGGGGCCUCCGGGUGGCCAGCCAGACGAUGAGGACGGACCGGGAGCGGCGGCCGACGCAUCGGGCUGGCCGUCCUGGCUGCCCGGGACGGACGACACUGGCAGGGGCAGGGGGCUCUCCAUGCGGCCGUCCUCCAUGUCGCCCAACGCGGGAGGGUAGCCGUGGUGAUGCUGCUGCUGCUGCUGCUGCUGUCGCUGCGCUGCCGGCCCCCGAUGGAUGAUCGAGUCGUUGUCCUGCUCGUCCCCAUCUGCCGCCGGUGCUGCGUCGGGUGCAGCGUCGCCCUCAUCUGCAACAGCCUGUUGCUCUUGCUGCUGCUGCUGCUGCUGGGGCUGGUCGGAGGGCUGCUCACUCUCGCUCUCGGGCGGACUCCUCAGGCGCAGACGUGGGGGCCGCAGAUCUGCCAGACCUCUGCGAGCAAUGGCCUGAUCGCCUCGGGGGUCUGGCGGCAGGCCCUUCCCACGCGACUCCUGGUCCUCUGCCGGCCCAUCACUUGAGGACUGUCCCGCUGCUGCCGCAGCGGGCUGUGGGCCGUCUGUGAGAGGUAUGUCGGCCUCGUCGUCGAUGCUUCUGCCGGGUUGCGGUGCUGGCGCUGGUCGUGAUGGUGGUGGGGGAGGAGGAGGGGGGAGGGGCAGGUUGGGGAUGCCCACAUCAUUGGCAUUGAUGGUGUGGAGCAUCUCCUCCAGGGUCACACGAGGGGGCGCGCCGGGCACCGUCCGCAUCAUGACGGGAGGCGGCACGGCGAUGGGCGCAGCGUGCGCAAACAUCUCCGCUGCCGCCUCAUCCGCAGAAGGGGCGCGGCCGUCCUGAAGGCGUGAUAGACAGACACACCAACACACACAAGGAAGGUGCAACACUGAAUUCGCGCCUCACUCUGUGUCUGUGUGUGUGUGCCAAUUACCCAUGGCAUGUUGAGCGGCAGCUGCUCGCCCUCAUCCACCGUCACGGACCGGCUCGGAAAGUUCUGGAAGUGAAUCAGCGGGGGAGGGGGCCGCGGCAAAGGACCACCACCCAUUCCGGGAGGCGGUCGGCUGGGAGCUGACUCCUGCGGGGGUGUCCGCACUGGACCACCACCAGCACCUCCACCACCCUGUUGCUGUUGCUGUCUCGGCCCGAUGCGCACCACCUCUUGCUCUGCAAUGGACUCCAGAGGCCCCUCUACACCUCUGUGGCCCCUGCCCCGCCCCUCUCGCCCCAUGACGGCCGAAGGAGACGACCCAAUGGAACUCGCCGUGCCGGCCACCGACGGCGGCACAGGGCUGUCCCCGCCACUAGGCUGCCUCUGCGGCUGGGCAGCAGCUGCUGGUGGGGCUUCGGGUAUGAGGGCGUCGGGUGGUGGGACGAGGGCCGCCUUCUGCAGGGCCUGGUGGGCACUCCAGCCGUCCAUUGCAGCCGGUGGGUGGGGCUCAUCCGUCGACCCCACAUCAUGAGCACCGCUGGAACUACUGCUUGGCGGAGGGACUGAAGGAACCUCGAGGAUUUGUUCAACACCAGAGGCCCUGCGCUCGCCUUGCCGGCCGCCGUCUCUCUGCCCUGCUGCCUCGGCUGACGGCCCCGACCCCUCAGAUGCGCUGGUGGGUCCAUCAGCGGCUGACGAUGAUGCGGCCACACCGGACGUUUGUGGCUGCGUGGGUCGCGAGCGUGGGACGACAGGGAUUUGAUGGACCGGUAGGGUCAGCGGUGGUCCUGGCGCCGGUGCGUGCGGUUGGGGUGCGGCUGCACCCCCUCCGUUGCCGGCCCCGUAGGGGGGCGGUCCCCAGAGGUUGCCGCCCUCGACGAUCUGCGCACCUGCCCGCCGCUUCCGGGCGAUGAAGCCGAGGCCGCGACGCACGUGUGUCACCUGCACCGGCCGAUUCCAAUCCAACUGACGAUCAGCUAAUCAAUCGGAGACAGACAGAGGGCACAUCACAUCGCACCACCCAUGUGCAUUCAUUCGUUUGUUCUUACUUACCGACGACAGCCUCGCUUGCGGUGAGGACCUGCUCCCCGCCAUCCUGCUCCUGGGCCCUCGUGUGGUUGUCCAGGUCCUCGAGGAUGCGCAUGCCGCCCGGCCAGAACGAGAAGCUGCCCGGGCUGUCGCUGCCGUCCAGUCGAUCAUCACCAGCGGCCGCUGCAGCAGCAGCAGCAGCGGCCGGGGCAGCGGGCAGGCCAGCGAGGAGCGGCAGCUCCUCUCCCUCCUUCUCCCCCUCCUGCCCCUCCUCGUCUUUGGUCGGUGCCGCCUCUGCCGCCUCGGAGGACGGCUUCACGCCGGUGGUGGCGUCUUGCUCGGGAGGGGCAGGUGCUGCCGAUGAACUGGACGGCUGAUUCUCUGUCGGCUCGCCGUCGGCCGUCAGAUCAUCGACAGCAGCUGCAGCCUGAGUGUCUUGGUCGCUGGGGUUGCCGCGAAGGACCCUCAGGAGCAGCGCGCCGGGGGCGGCCAUGUCGUCUGCAUCAUCUGCCAGCGCCUCCUCCUCUCUCUGCGCUGCCGGUGCCGCCGGCCAUAGCUUGAUGCGGGCGCUGCUGGUCUUGCCCCUUUGGGUGGAGUCAGUCUCCUCUGACUUCUUCUUGCCUGGCUUGCCGCCAGGUGGUCCGGGUGGCGGGGGUCCGUGCCCCCCUCCCCUCCUGGCACUGCGGUUCUUGGGCGCGUAGCCACAGGACCUGACGAUGAACUCCACGCCGCCGACGCGGAUCCAUGCCCCAGGGUAGAGCGGCACGCUGCCCUCGAUCUUGACAAAGGUGCCCCAUUUUGAGCCGGCGUCCAUUAGGAAGUACCUGUUAGCGCCCGGCUUGUAGACGAUGUUGAAGUGCGAUCGGGAUGCGAUCUGCUCACUCAUGGGCCAGUCGGGCAGGAGGAUCUUGCGGGACGAGCUGCGGCCGAACUUGGUGAUGUACGGGAAGCGGGUGCCCUCCGGCGUGAUCAGGAUGCCCCCACACGCCUGCACCACCGGGUGCUCCUUCAAAUCCCCCGAGUGCACACUGCACCACACACACACACACAUGCGAGCAAGAACGGACGUCUUCCUGUCUGUGUGUCUCUUGUCGUUCUGACCGCAGCAGAAGGGCCUUGGUGGUGAGGGAUCGCUCUGACUGGAUGACCCUGAGCGCCCGCCACCUCAGCUGCUCGGUGCUGAAGUCGCGCUUGAGCGGCUCGUCGUUGGGGGGCGUCUCGGCAUCCAGGUUGCACACACCGUGGGCUAGGUUGACCACGUUGGUGGCCACCCCCAUGUGGCGGUCCUUGAAGAGCUUCUUGACCAGCCCAGGCAGCAGCGACGGGUACAGCAGACGGGGCAUCGCAGAAGGAUUCAGAAGCGACACGAUCCAACUCUCAGGCAUACGCCGCUUUACUUUUUCCUCCCCGUCAGCUGAGCCCUUCCUCCCUCCCUCGUCACCACCACCACCAGCAGCUGCGGCCGCUGCUGCCGCUGGCUCUGCGUUCGAUGCGGGUGCGUCCGGCUGCUCGGCCUCUUCAUCCGGCUGAGAGCCACUCUCUUCCGCGACUGGUGGUGGGGCAGCGCUGCUGCUCUUGGUGCCCUGGCCUCCCUCUGGAGGGCAGCCGUUGGCCGAUUCCGCACUCUGGUGGUCGGCCGUCGCGCGGGAGCCUGGAGGAGCCAACCCUCGCCGAUUGGAUAGGUCGCUGGAUGAUGCCAUGGAUGAGGCAGCGCUGCUUUUGUCACUGGUCCUCCGAUGCGACGAUGAGCCGCCCCUCUUGUCAUUGGUCCGCGAGGACGGGCUGCCGACCACUCUGUCGAAGUCCCUCUUGUGUCUGCCCUGCCUGCUGCCGCCAGACCGGGGCUGGGGCUGGGGAACCGAAGACGGCGACUGGUCUUGAGGCGAGAUCACCAUUGACGAUGGCCGCAUCUCCUCCUCACCACCACCGCCAUCCCCGCCCCCACCCCCACCCUCUCCCACCCCCUCUCCCAGGACCGGCACAUGCUCUGAAUCCGCGGCGUCCAUUGAGGAGCUCUGUGCCGUCUCCUGGCUGUCCUCCAGGCUCGUCGGCGGCUCGGGUCCCCCCUUGACGCCGUUGAUGUCACCUGGAGCGGCCGCCACUGCGUCGGUCUCGUCAGUGGUGUGUGUACGGCCCUGGCUGCUGGCGAGGUCCGAGUUGGUGCCCUCGUACUUCUGGUACUCGGGGGGCGGGCCGUCGGGCGGUGGCUGGAAGGGCGGCACGAUGACGGGCAGGUCGAAGACACCGCUGGCACUCAACUGAUCGCCUGAUGACGUCGACGCACCUGAUAUACGGAUGAAUGAAUGAAUGAAUGGGGCAGAGAAGGAGACAUGUGCACAUGUCAUGUGAGUGCCGUCCGUCCUCGCUCUCUGAGGCUGAUACUGGGCGUGGCGUCUGGCUGUGCUGUCUGUCUGUUUUGCCUGCCCCACCCACCCACCUGCGACCUCUCUCUGCCAUCUCGGAUCACCAAACGCAUCUGUACAGUACACAGACACACCAACGGCACGGCACGCAGGUCACUCACUGUCAGCCUGUGUGUGUUACUGUUUGUAUUAGCUCCCUUGUUUGCCCGACCUCCGUAUCCCUCAAAUGGCGGGGGUCGGUCGUGCUGCGUCCCCACAGUGGCCCUCGACGGCUUCCCCCCGACGGGCGUCUUGUCGCGCUGCUCGCGGUGCCUUGCCUUGAGCUCCAGCUUGAGCCCCUCGUGCAGCAGGAGCUGUGCCGGGUCGUCGGGGAGGGGCUUGGGUCUGUACACGCCGUCGGUGAUGUGAUCGAGAGUGCGCUGGUAGAGGUGUUCGAUGAGGUCCUUGCAGCUGCCGUUGCCGAUGCUGUCGAGGGCACGGCAGAAGAACGUCCGGUGCACCUGGUGCGUAUCCUGCGGAUCGACCAACUGACAUAUCAAUCAACCCAGACAGACAUACAGAGAUGAAUGAAUGAGAUUGUCUGAGUGAGUUAUGUAUGGGUGGACUGUGUUGUGCUGUGCUGUGCUGUGCUGUGGUGUGGUGUGUGGGUGGUGCGUUUGGCGGCUGACCAGCCUGAGUUGGUGUGUCAUGUCGUGAGGGAGGCAGGGUGUGUGGUCGAGCAGGAAGUAGUACUCGAACGCCUCCAGGAAGUCGGGCCACGUCACCUUCACACACUGAACACAUACACACCCACACACGCCGUCCAGUAAGUACAUGAGCUGGGUGGUCUGUACUCAGGUGCUGUGCUAUCGGGGUGUGUGUGUGUGUGCCUUCCCACGUGUUGGAAGAAUGCCUCCCACAGCCGCGCCCCCUGGUCGGGAGCAUGCACACGCCACAGCUCUCUGCAUCCAUCCAUCCCAUCCAACAACAGCAGACACAGACACCUGUGAUUGACUCACGCCCCAUCUCACUCCAUACGCGUGGUACCACCAUCCAUACGUACCUUCCCUGGCUGGCCCUUGAGUGCCACCCCGCCACCCACUCACGCAGCAUGCGCUGAUGCUCCGCCUCCAACAGACUGACACCACACGACACGACACGACACGACAGACCACACAGAGAUGUGAUCUUUAGAGUGUUUGGCAGACAGACAGACAUGCACUGAUUGCAUCCCAUCCUCACUCACUCACUCACUCACUCACACGGACCUCUGCAUGCGUAUGUGUCGUUUGAUGAUGUCGACGAGUGUCUGGCGCACUCCGUGGUCGUUCCAUUUGAGAUGCUCGAAGAACUCCUCCUCAGUGCACUGAAGCUGAGAUACCCAUACACACAUCCAUACACACACACAAGAAUGUCUUGCGUGUUUGGUUUGCAUCCCUACAAAUGAAUGGGUUUGGUGUGAUGUGUUGUGAGUGAUGUGGGCCGGGCCGGGUGUGGUGGGCCGACUGACUGACUGACCUUGAGGAGCAGGUCCCGUUGGUGCAUGUCGAGCAGCACUCGGUCGCCCUUGAGGUACAGAAACUCCCAAUACGCAUGCUUAGCCGCAUACUGCUUCAGAUGCUCUGCACCACACACACAAAGCAGUGAGUGAGUAUACAGACAGGGCCCCUUGUUUGUUUCUGAGUGAGUGGCGUGUGUGUCGAUCCCUUGUUACUGAUGAAGUGGUCGAGUGAAUGGUUGAGUCUGACGGACCACUCGCCGACAAGCGCGUUGGCGGGGUUGUUGACGUUUUGUGGGAGCUGCUGCUGGUGCCGCUGGGCCAUGGCCUCCACGCGAUCCUUGUAGUUGGACAGCCACUCGUCGCUGCUGAGGAAACACAGCUGGACCGGGUGACAAUGCUUCAACCUACAAAACAAGACAGACAGACAGACAGACAGACAGACAGAGAAGGACAAAGUGCAGCCCCCGGGCAGCUGAUCUGGGCGUGUCAGACUUGUGUGUCGGCCAUAGCUUGAACAUCCUUACUUGUCUGACAGUUCGCGCAGCAUGGCCUUGAAGUCAUGUAGCCGUGCGUCCUGCUGCGUCGGGCUCGUGCCGCUGUAAUAGUAGUUGGACGGAUCUUCUGCACAACACACACGCAUCACACACCAAACACGCUGAUGCCGGCUGGCGCCACCGACGUCGGGCGUGCGUGCCGGUCUGACUGACCUUGAAAGUUUUGUAUUUGUUGGGCGACGGUUGUCUCGAGGUCACGCAGGGAGGCCACAAACGCGCCACACGUUGAACGUGCCAUGCUGUCAGCAGGGCGAAAGGGCAGAAGCAAAGUCGGGCAGAAGUGAAAGCUGUCGCCGAAUCAGGAGAGACUCAGUGUGCGGAUCAGGGAC